AGCACGUAUUGUCCUACAUAGAAUUAUCUCUCAAUGGACAUAAAUGGAAUCAAAAAAAAAAAAGAUCCUGUAAGAUCUGAGUGAUACGGGCGAAUCCACGAACACAUUCUGUGCGCUCGUGUUCGUCAUCUACUUCGAACGAGCGGACACUCAACGAACUGAAACCACAUCUCGAUGACAGUCUGGGGUCCUUUCGGUGUGAAUUGCCGCGGAUUUUGAUUCAGGGUUUGCAGGAAUUGGAGUCAACAAGGUAUUCGUCGCCCCGCCAGCAACGGCUCGAGCUAUUAUUAAACUUGUCGUAGUACUUGCUUGUCCCACCUAUCUUCUGUACUGCACAUAAGUGACCCGAAGUUUCUUCAGAUCACAUUCAACGACAGACUCGAUGUUUCGAUCCUCGGAAAUACUGCGUGUAUUUGGGCCUAGUGCUCUCGCUAUCAGCAUCUUAUUGAACAUCCUCACCAUCCUGCACUUGCAACACACAGCCGUCGAUGUCAGGAAGUACACUUACAUUGACGACGAUCAUCCGACCGAAUUACCCCUCCGCCUAGACACCGUCGCAUUGACGUUUAACAGCACAGAGCAUUACAGUACAUCUGGGCUCAUGGCCUGGUUGGAGUGGAAUUCACUUGAUCAUUUUCCACGAGGUCACGGAUUUGUGCGCCUGGGACCAAAUGGGCGAGCGUUUGGUGUCUCGAUGUUUCACCAGAUUCAUUGUCUGCAAAUGAUCCGAGAAGCCCUCAUUAACGGACCCGAUGACCAUAGUGGUCAUUGCCUCAACUUCUUGAGGCAGGCCAUUCUUUGCAAUUCUGACACUACCCUAGACCCACUCUUCGUCGACCCCGAUGGAACGAUGACACGUACAGACGGCUUGGGUGUGACGCAUGUAUGCCGGGAUUGGACACAAGUUUAUGCGUAUAUUGUGGAGAACCAGAAAGGCCCCUUAUGGGCAGAGCAAAACAAUUAAGAUAGAGACAUGAUAGCCUUCGGUUGAUCAGGAAAGGGGGGUAUUAAGGGUAUAUCAAGGGUACCUUUCCUCGCAAUAUAAUUUCGGGCUCUGGCAUCGGCUGGCGAAGAGAAGGAAAGGGCUGAGAACAGGGCUCUACCAUUAGAAAAUUCCGCUGGUCGGCUGGAGUGCACACGCCGAGGGGAGUCGGGACAAGGAGGACACGAAACCAGAUAGGCCAAAGACCAAAAGGAGCGGCGGAGAACGAGAAGAGCUGGGUGUGCAGAUAUUAUGUAUAUUAGAAUAAGAGAGUCAAGGUUCAGCGAGCGCCAUUAGAGAAGUAAUGCAUCCAAGGACCAACAUUUCAAAGUCUUUCUGUCUCGCAUU
Suillus paluster is the source of this 1330-nucleotide messenger RNA. RefSeq lists its product as uncharacterized. Lineage: Eukaryota; Fungi; Basidiomycota; Agaricomycetes; Boletales; Suillaceae. The record is from RefSeq and is a predicted model, not a curated record. The transcript is spliced from 4 exons. Gene Ontology annotation, biological process: mycotoxin biosynthetic process. The coding region runs from base 383 to 964 and encodes 193 amino acids.